UAAACAUCAUAAUAAUAAUAGUAAUCUGCAACGACCCCUGCAGUUACAACUACAAUUCUGGCCCCAAUGGUAAGAAAUGCAACAAUGGCCACCCCCCGCCUACUUCAAAGACAAUGGCACGCAUGCCGCGUCACGAGUCAGCCGGCGACAACGACGCUCUCCUCCCGGCUCAAUGCAGCUUCAUUCACAACAGCCCCUCCUCGCCAACAGAAAUCCACCUCUUCGACUAUAACACUCUCAAAACCACAUACAGUUGAUCCAAGAUGGCUGACCAUAAUAAAACGGAGGAUUGGAAAAUGUUUAAUGUUUGGAUUGCAGCCGGCCCAGGUUGACGAGGCCGGGUUGAUCUUGCGCCGCAUUGCAAACGAUUGGCGUGAGUUGAUUGCUGGCAGUGAAGGGUUUUUAACGGAUGAAACGAGAAGGGCGGUUUAUCGUCAUAAUGUUGUGUGGGGAGAAAUGGACGUCAUGGGGCAUGUCAACAAUGUCACCUACCUUCGAUACGCCGAAACCGCCCGAGUUAACUUGAUGCGCAACUAUGCCAUACAUAUUGACCCUGCCCAUAAGACAGAGUGGCUGAACACAGUAGGAAAUCGAGGGAUUGGCCUUAUUUUGCAAAGUAUCAAACUGGACUAUAAGUUUCCCAUGACAUGGCCAGACAAGAUCACUGUCUAUCAUAGGCUCACGCAAGACCCUGCCGUAACACUUUCACAGUCAAGCUUUCAACAGGAGGUUUUGAUUUUGUCUGAAGCAAAACAACGCCCGGCGGCAAGAUGCAUUGAGCACAAUGUUAUAUACGAUUAUAAACUAUUGCGUAGGGCUCCCAGUCCUCCUGUGUUCAUCCUAGACCAGUUCAAGAGAACCUGGGAGCUACAGGAACAAUCGAAACGAAAAUGGCAACAACGGAUAGCAGAUAUUGAGAACAAGGUGCGCGCAUUGGAAUUGGAUAGCUGGGAUCGGGAAGAUGCGGUUGAAAUGCUCGGGUCUGCGGUAAAGUCCUAGAAGAUACAUAAUUUUUGAGAGUAUUGAAUUCACCUUGUCUAUAACACAAGUUUUGUGUAAAGGCGCCUGGCAUUGGUGUAUCAUUCACAACUCAUAUAGUCACAUAUAGACUCGUUUUCUAGCCACAAUUCGAAAUUUGAAACAUCAAUUGGUCAAAAUCAAUUUAAUAAAUUGACUGGCUGAAGUAUAAAGAUUAUCAAGUAAUAUGUUCUAAAGAUUAACA
Messenger RNA from Talaromyces proteolyticus, 1222 nucleotides. RefSeq names its product thioesterase-like superfamily-domain-containing protein. The record is from RefSeq and is a predicted model, not a curated record. NCBI's taxonomy places the organism in Eukaryota, Fungi, Ascomycota, Eurotiomycetes, Eurotiales, Trichocomaceae. Gene Ontology annotation, molecular function: fatty acyl-CoA hydrolase activity. The transcript has 4 exons. The coding region runs from base 67 to 999 and encodes 310 amino acids.